Messenger RNA from Alternaria ethzedia, 1251 nucleotides. It is a transcript of the gene SPM1, whose product is annotated as Subtilisin-like proteinase Spm1. Gene Ontology annotation, cellular component: nucleus; cytoplasm. Gene Ontology annotation, biological process: intracellular signal transduction; protein phosphorylation. The record is from RefSeq and is a predicted model, not a curated record. Bases 1 to 1251 code for a protein of 416 amino acids. The transcript is spliced from 7 exons. NCBI's taxonomy places the organism in Eukaryota, Fungi, Ascomycota, Dothideomycetes, Pleosporales, Pleosporaceae. Gene Ontology annotation, molecular function: MAP kinase activity; ATP binding.
AUGGGCGACCUCGCCAACCGCAAAGUGUUCAAGGUGUUCAACCAGGAGUUCAUCGUCGACGAGCGCUACAAUGUAACCAAGGAGCUGGGACAGGGUGCCUAUGGCAUUGUCUGUGCGGCUACCAACAACCAGACGGGCGAGGGCGUGGCCAUCAAGAAGGUCACCAACGUCUUCAGCAAGAAGAUCCUUGCCAAGCGUGCCCUGCGCGAGAUCAAGCUGCUCCAGCACUUUAGAGGCCACCGUAACAUAACAUGUCUCUACGACAUGGACAUUCCCCGCCCAGACAACUUCAACGAGUGCUACCUAUACGAGGAGCUCAUGGAGUGCGACCUGGCAGCCAUUAUCCGGUCCGGCCAGCCGCUCACCGAUGCCCACUUCCAGUCCUUCAUCUACCAGAUCCUCUGCGGUCUCAAGUACAUUCACUCGGCCAAUGUACUCCAUCGCGAUCUCAAGCCCGGUAACCUCCUCGUCAACGCCGACUGCGAGCUCAAGAUUUGCGACUUUGGUCUUGCCAGGGGUUUCUCCAUGGACCCCGAGGAGAACGCAGGAUACAUGACCGAAUAUGUCGCUACCCGAUGGUACAGAGCCCCUGAGAUCAUGUUGAGCUUCCAGAGCUACACAAAAGCUAUCGAUGUGUGGUCAGUAGGCUGCAUCCUUGCUGAGCUGCUUGGCGGUAAGCCCUUCUUCAAGGGCCGCGACUACGUCGAUCAAUUGAACCAGAUCCUGCACUACCUUGGAACACCAAACGAGGAGACACUCUCACGCAUCGGCUCUCCCCGUGCGCAAGAUUACGUCCGCAAUCUACCGUACAUGCAGAAGAUCUCGUUCCAGUCCCUGUUCAGGAACGCCAACCCAGACGCACUUGAUCUGCUCGACCGCAUGCUCGCAUUUGAUCCCUCAAGCCGUAUCUCAGUCGAGGAAGCCCUGGAACACAGGUACCUACAAAUCUGGCACGAUGCUUCCGACGAGCCUUCAUGCCCAACUACAUUCGACUUCCAGUUCGAGGUGGUCGAGGAAAUUCCAGAGAUGAAGAAGAUGAUCCUGGAUGAAGUCAGUCGCUUCCGCCAGAUGGUGCGCGUACAACCCGGUGCAGGCGCUGGGGGAAACCAGGCGCCGCAAGUCCCGAUACCCAACAACUACGACCGCGCUGGCUACGAAGACCCAAGGCCGCAAGAAGCGUUCAAUCAAGGUGGAUGGAACGGAAGCGAUCUGGAGCGUGAUCUUCAGGGUCUUGACGGCCGCAUGCGAUAA